CAAUAGAUGCACAGUUAAAAUAUUUGCUAGAUAGAGAAACAGAACUACAGUUACAAAUUGCUGAAUUAACAGAAGAAAUUGCACAACUAGAAGCUAAAAUUAUUAAUAAGGAUGGUCAAGACGGUAGUUUAACAUGCAGUGGGAAUGGAAAAAAGAGAGAGCGUGGAGAUAAUGCUGAAAAAAAUGAUAUUUGCUGGGAAGAGUUUGAAGCGCCAGAAUGGUGUAUUCCUAUUAAAGCAGAUGUGUUAACAUUUGAAUGGGAUCAUUCAAUAAUUAAUUCUAAUUUUUUAUUAACGUCAAAGGUAUUCGCAAAAGAAUGUCAAUUUGAUGUAAUUCUAAUGGACCCACCAUGGCAAUUGGCAACGCAUGCCCCAACUCGUGGUGUCGCAAUCGCUUAUCAACAGUUACCAGAUAUUUGUAUCGAGGAGUUGCCCAUACCGAAAUUACAAAAAAAUGGAUUUUUAUUUAUAUGGGUAAUUAAUAACAAAUAUUCCAAGGCUUUUGAAAUGUUGAAAAAGUGGGGAUAUUGUGAUGAUAUUACAUGGGUGAAGCAAACUGUAAAUAGAAGAAUGGCUAAAGGACAUGGGUUCUAUUUACAACAUGCAAAAGAAACCUGUUUAAUGGGAAGAAAAGGAAAGGAUCCACCGGGAUGUAAACAUUCGAUUUCUUCUGAUGUAAUAUUUUCGGAAAGACGUGGUCAAAGUCAAAAACCUGAAGAAUUAUAUCAGAUGAUUGAGGAAUUAGUUCCAAAUGGAAACUAUUUGGAAAUAUUUGGUAGGAAAAAUAACUUACGCGAUUAUUGGGUAACUAUUGGUAAUGAAUUAUGA
Cetraspora pellucida is the source of this 827-nucleotide messenger RNA. Lineage: Eukaryota; Fungi; Glomeromycota; Glomeromycetes; Diversisporales; Gigasporaceae. The record is from the annotation of a GenBank genome assembly.